Messenger RNA from Oncorhynchus mykiss (rainbow trout), 2096 nucleotides. RefSeq names its product transcription factor MafB. NCBI's taxonomy places the organism in Eukaryota, Metazoa, Chordata, Actinopteri, Salmoniformes, Salmonidae. The record is from RefSeq and is a predicted model, not a curated record. Gene Ontology annotation, cellular component: nucleus. Gene Ontology annotation, biological process: regulation of transcription by RNA polymerase II. Gene Ontology annotation, molecular function: RNA polymerase II cis-regulatory region sequence-specific DNA binding; DNA-binding transcription factor activity, RNA polymerase II-specific.
UUCUUUAUGAAGAAAGUGCGCUCGCAAGCAUAAACCAGUAGCGCUACACACAUGCAGAGAGCUCUUGGCCCCGCCGUGGACUCUGAGCACUUUUCUUCUGUCCGAUUAAUAGUAUGCGUUUCUAAACUUUUGAGUGAAGAGGACGGGUUUCUUUCCAUUUUUGCGCACGCGUAUUUUCACUGUAGAUUUCAUUUGACGGACUUACUGAUUGUAUAAAACGUCUUACCAAUAGUGCAAUUGUUGCAAAAGACUGCAUGAGAGAAUUGAGUUUUGUGACCCUUGGAUGUGGCCAAGAUAAAUAGAUCCAGAAAAGAAUGACCGCCGAAUCGCAUACAAACCUGGGUCUGCCGAAAAACCCCUUGGGUUAUGUCAGUGCGUUCGACUUGAUGAAGUUCGAUGUGAAGAAGGAGACAAUGCAGGGGAUCGACCGCUCAUUCUUUGGUCCGUGCAGCGAGCUCCAGAGACCGGACUCAGUCUCCUCCACCCCGGUCAGCACCCCUUGCAGUUCGGUGCCCUCAUCACCGAGUUAUAAUCCGGGUGAGCAGAGGAACCCUGAUGAUGAUCUUUACUGGACGCCCAGUAGUGGAGGUUAUUCUCAGCAAAUGUAUCCCAACACUUUUGGCCUGACACCUGAGGACGCAGUGGAGGCCCUCAUCGGUACCACAGUCCACGGGCACCAACCCUCUCCACACGAUCACCAACAGGCUCUCCAAUCGGAUUUCGAAGGGUACGGGGCGGCACAUAACCUCAACGGUCAUGCCCAGCAGUACCCUGGACUUAACCGUCAACCCGACGCCCUCUCGGGUCCCCCUGAUAUGCAAGAUAUGCACUGCCAAAAUCAAUAUAACCACAACAAGCACGACCUCGACUACUCGGCUCAGCACUCACCCGACUCGCAGCUAAGUGCGCACCACCUCCAUCAGCAGAAUCGCCACGAAAGACGACUCAACGUGGAGAGCGGCUUCUCCGAUGACCAGCUGGUGUCUAUGUCAGUGAGGGAGCUCAAUCGGCACUUGAGGGGUCUGACCAAGGACGACGUGAUGCGUCUGAAGCAGAAGCGCCGAACCCUGAAAAACCGCGGUUAUGCACAAUCCUGCCGCUACAAACGUGUUCAGCUGAAGCACGUUCUGGAGCAUGAGAAGACCAGCCUCGUCACACAGGUGGAGCAGUUAAAGAACGAGCUCAACCGGCUGGCACGCGAGAGGGACGCAUAUAAACUCAAAUGCGAGAAAUUGACUGGUUCUAAUGGUUACCAUGAAACUGGGUCUACCAGUGACAAUCCUUCCUCGCCCGAGUAUUUUAUGUGAGUUUAUUCUUUGUAACAGCCACAAAAUCUAUUUUACUGAUUUUUUUUUAUUGAUAUGCUUAUUUGUUUUAACAAUAUUAAUGAUUUCAUACUAGUUCUUGAUGCAAACCUAUCAUCUAAUUCAGCUUUUAAAGUUAUUACGAUAAUAAGUCAGAUUUGUAAUAUUAAUCUAUAAUCAAUCAUGCAUGCUGGACAUGUAUGGAACUGUCUAUUUAGUAGGCCUAAACUUGGCUGUUGUAGGCUACUUUGCCACACACACAUCUUCAUGAACAUACUUGAAAUAGUUCCUCUUACUUUUGUUAAAUUGAAUAACCAGUCUGAUUUAUGAAAUGACAUUACAUACGAGAAUUUGAAUAUUAAUUUUGUCUUCAUGUAUUCUACUAGGCCGACUCUCAAUCUUGUCUUACAUUGAUUCAUCCACCGAAACACUUGGAAAUGGUUUUACUUAUUUGUGUUCAGAUCUUCACUCAAGUGCUUUUCUGUGAUAAUUCUAUUCUAACAAAUAUAAUGCAUACAUGGUUGAUGAUGAUGUAUCUAUCUCAUUGUGCUGGACAUCCUUUUACUCACAUUGCAUUUUGAGGACCUGGUUCUGCUGGCCAGAUGUGGCUUAAAAUUGUGUUGUUUUUCUUUCACAGACACUUUUGUUAAUUGUUCAAGAAAAAGAGCUAGAUUUUUAACAAAUAUUAUUGAUUUAUUAUUGCCUGCAAAUGACCAUCAUUUUUUUGUUACCUAUCCAGCCAUGUUGAAAUCAUUUGUCAUCUGCUUUAGAUCAAUAAAGCCAUUAAUACUU